Molecule: messenger RNA, 586 nt
Organism: Mastomys coucha (southern multimammate mouse)
Lineage: Eukaryota; Metazoa; Chordata; Mammalia; Rodentia; Muridae
Product: aflatoxin B1 aldehyde reductase member 2-like
Exons: 5
Coding region: 1-399 (132 amino acids)
Source: RefSeq, a predicted model, not a curated record
AUGCGGUGUCCCUGGGUGGAUCUCUUCUACUUACACAUACCUGACCACAGCACUCCUGUGGAGGAGACACUGCAGGCCUGCCACCAGCUGCAUCAGGAGGGCAAGUUUGUGGAGCUUGGUCUGUCCAACUAUGCCUCCUGGGAAGUGGCUGAGAUCUGUACCCUCUGCAAGAAAAAUGGCUGGAUCCUGCCAACUGUGUACCAGAGAAGAGGUAAACAGAUCCCAGCAUAUGCCCUGAUGGGCAUGUACAAUGACACCACCUGGCAGGUGGAGAAGGAGCUCCUCCCCUGCCUCAGACACUUCGGACUGAGGUUCUACGCCUACAACCCUUUGGCUGGUAUGGGCUGCCGUGGGCACAAGCCCUGUGAGUGGGUGGGCAUGCCCGGCCUGACUCUAUGAAUUUCUGUCAUGGUGAAAUCCAAUCCAGGCCCUGGGAGUUCAGGGAGCUUUGAGAAGUGGUGCCUGAGUCCCCUUCUUCCCACGCUCUCUUCUGCUCUCCAGUUCCUAGCCAGGAAUGACCUGGCUGUCUCUGAAAGAAGUCUGGGCCAGGGUCUGACUGCUGCUUUUCCACAGGGGGGCCUGCUGA